ACAUGGGGAGCAGCUCCUUACUUGCGAUAUUUCUCCUGCUGAUGUGCUCCAUCAACAGCAGCUGCCCGUUUUCAUAUUCAGUGUUUAUGAGUAAAGACAAAGCCCAUGAGGUGCUGCAAGUCCAUAAACGCGCCAACUACUUCCUAGAAGAGAUUCGCCCAGGGAACCUGGAGAGAGAAUGCAACGAAGAAAAGUGUUCGUUUGAGGAGGCUAAGGAGAUCUUCCAGUCACAGGAGAAAACAAUGGAAUUUUGGUUCAAUUACAAAGGUUUAAAUCCAUGUAGUACAAAUCCCUGUAACAAUGGUGGAGUGUGCAAAGUAAGACACUACAGUUACUUUUGCAUCUGCCCCCCUGCAUUUGGAGGACACAACUGUGAAACAGUGGUAGCUCUGGGAGCUGCCCGGCGCCCGUGCGCAGCUGUGACCGCGCGGUGCCGGUGUUUUCCUGGCAGAAAAGUUGGAGUGCUGGUACAAGAACGGCGGCUGCUGGCAGUACUGCAGGGACGGCGACAGCGCCUUCCACGUGGUGUGUUCCUGCGCCAGGGACUACGCCCUGCACGAAGAUGGGAAGAGAUGCGUGCAGCACCGUUUCCCUGUGGCCUGAUCAAAGCCAGGUGGGCUCUGGAGGAACAGCGGCUGGGGCCGAAAUGGCUCCGCAGGGGCCAAUGGGAGCACAGGGAUGUCGUGCCCAAGUGGAAUGGGAACACAGAGGGCAUGGUUAGGCAGACAGAGCUGGAACACAGUGAUGUUGGGGGAAAGGAGACUUUAAAGGAUGCUUUUGGACAGAGCGUGUGCACAAAGGGUGACACUGGACAAACGGGGAUGGCAGGAGAUGUUUUCAGCUGGAACAAGACACAGGUGGGCUCUGUGACCCAGAAACCACUGUGGGACAGUGCCGUGGGGCAAGAGCUGGAUGUCUCUAAGCACUACGAGGCAGUGGAGGAGACCGCCAGGCCUGGUAGGCCCAGGGGAGCCCUGGCUGCCCAGGGUGAGCCGACCCAGGGUCCUGAAGGGCAGAACAAGACCACAGCACCUACGGCCAGACGGGGAGGAACAGCGGGAAAUACUACAGAGCAAAACCAGCAAGGGGAGGGCUCUGGCCAGAACGGAACAGGAGCUGUUCAGCAUGGGAAUGAGGGGCUGCAUCAGAGCAGUGACGGGGGAGAUGUUUUGGACACGCCUCAGCCCGCCCCUCAGCCCUCCCAGGCAAACAUCGGCUCUACCUGGGAGCAGCAUGACUCCAGAGUAACGGGAGGAACACUGUGUCAUCGUGGACAUUGCCCCUGGCAGGUGCUGCUCCGGAACAGCCGGAACGUCGGGUUCUGCGGCGGGAGCCUCAUCAGCCGGCGCUGGGUGCUCACGGCUGCGCACUGCCUCGACCUCGUCAGCCCCCAGCACGUCACCCUGGGAGACUUUGACAAAUACCAGAGAGAGUUCAAGGAACAGAAGAUCGCUGUGGAACGGAGCUGGACGCACCCACAUUACAAUUCCAACAACUACAACGGUGACAUUGCCCUGCUCUACUUGAGCAGUGCUGCUGUUUUGAAUGAGUACGUGAUUCCCAUCUGCCUGCCCAGCCCUAACCUGGCUGCACUGCUCUCCGAAGAGGGGAGAGUGGGGAUGGUUAGUGGCUGGGGAGCCACACACGAGAGGGGCUCCACCCUGCGCUUCCUCAUGAAGGUGCGGCUGCCCAUCGUGGGCCUGGAGCGCUGCCAGCAGGCCAUGGACAGGCUCCUCACCGACAGCAUGUUCUGUGCAGGGCACAGCACGGCCACGGCCGAUGCCUGCAAGGGGGACAGCGGGGGGCCCUUCACCGUGUCCCACCGCAACACCUGGUUCCUCCUGGGCAUUGUCAGCUGGGGUGAGGGCUGUGCUGAGCAAGGGAAAUACGGCGUAUACACCAGAGUAUCCAACUACAUCCCUUGGAUCAAAGAGGUGGUUGAAAGUGUAGCAGAUUCAGAAGACUUUACAAUUGACUUUUCUUAAUACCACCUCUAUGAACGGAGCAAUUCUGUUAUUACAAUGUUUCAGCCUAUGACACUAUGCUUGCUCCCAUCCUUAAUGGUGUAAAAUUAACUUAGCCUCAAAGAAGUUUUGAAAAGCAUAAAUUGCUAAGUAUUGCUGAGUAAAGUCCUUGUGUAUAAUAAAGAACUAUCUGCAAGUAACAAA
This is a messenger RNA of Corvus hawaiiensis (hawaiian crow), 2168 nucleotides long. RefSeq names its product coagulation factor IX-like. Lineage: Eukaryota; Metazoa; Chordata; Aves; Passeriformes; Corvidae. Gene Ontology annotation, cellular component: extracellular region. Gene Ontology annotation, biological process: proteolysis. The transcript is spliced from 8 exons. The record is from RefSeq and is a predicted model, not a curated record. Bases 3 to 1985 code for a protein of 660 amino acids. Gene Ontology annotation, molecular function: calcium ion binding; serine-type endopeptidase activity.